Messenger RNA from Vigna radiata var. radiata (mung bean), 1634 nucleotides. RefSeq names its product stearoyl-[acyl-carrier-protein] 9-desaturase, chloroplastic. Gene Ontology annotation, molecular function: stearoyl-CoA 9-desaturase activity; stearoyl-[ACP] desaturase activity. The coding region runs from base 147 to 1322 and encodes 391 amino acids. The record is from RefSeq and is a predicted model, not a curated record. The transcript is spliced from 3 exons. Gene Ontology annotation, cellular component: chloroplast stroma. Gene Ontology annotation, biological process: fatty acid biosynthetic process; defense response. Lineage: Eukaryota; Viridiplantae; Streptophyta; Magnoliopsida; Fabales; Fabaceae.
UCUUUCCCUUUCACUCGCUACUUUCCUUCUUUGCUGCCUCAUAUCACUCUUCUUCUUGGGUUUCUUUCUUUCUUUCAUUCUUUCUUCUCAUACAAUUUCUAAUUUCAAUCUCGUCGUCUUCCAAGCAGCAAACCUAAGAACCAAAAAUGGCUCUCAGACUGAAUCCUCUUCCAACCCAAACCUUCGCUCUUCCUCAGAUGGCUAGCCUCAGAUCUCCCAAGUUCCACAUGGCUUCCACCCUCCGCUCUGGUUCCAAAGAGGUUGAAAAUAUUAAGAAGCCUUUCACGCCUCCGAGAGAAGUGCAUGUUCAAGUGACCCAUUCUAUGCCUCCCCAGAAGAUUGAGAUUUUCAAAUCGUUGGAGGAUUGGGCUGAGCAGAACGUCUUGACUCUCCUUAAACCUGUAGAAAAAUGUUGGCAACCACAGGAUUUUUUACCAGAUCCUUCUGCAGAUGGAUUUGACGAGCAGGUGAGAGAACUGAGAGCGAGAGCGAAGGAGCUUCCUGAUGAUUACUUUGUUGUUCUGGUUGGGGACAUGAUCACGGAGGAAGCCCUUCCUACUUAUCAAACAAUGUUAAAUACAUUGGAUGGAGUUCGUGAUGAAACAGGCGCUAGCCUUACUUCCUGGGCAGUUUGGACUAGGGCAUGGACUGCUGAAGAAAAUAGACACGGUGAUCUUCUUAAUAAGUAUCUUUACUUAUGUGGACGAGUUGACAUGAGACAAAUUGAGAAGACAAUUCAGUACUUGAUUGGAUCAGGAAUGGAUCCUCGGACUGAGAACAGUCCCUACCUUGGUUUCAUUUACACUUCAUUUCAAGAGAGGGCAACCUUCAUAUCCCACGGAAACACAGCCAGGCUUGCUAAGGAGCAUGGUGAUAUAAAGUUGGCCCAGAUCUGCGGCAUGAUUGCCUCGGAUGAGAAACGCCAUGAGACUGCAUACACAAAGAUAGUGGAAAAGCUGUUUGAGGUUGACCCUGAUGGAACUGUUAUGGCGUUUGCAGACAUGAUGAGGAAGAAAAUUGCCAUGCCAGCUCAUCUUAUGUAUGAUGGCCUUGACGACAACCUGUUUGAUAACUACUCUGCUGUAGCCCAACGCAUUGGGGUCUAUACUGCCAAGGACUAUGCUGAUAUACUUGAAUUUCUGGUGGGGAGGUGGAAGGUGGAGGAUCUAACAGGACUAUCAAGCGAGGGAAGGAAGGCUCAGGAUUACGUUUGUGGGCUGCCACCAAGAAUCAGAAGGUUGGAGGAGAGAGCUCAAGCAAGAGUCAAGGAGUCAUCAAAAAUUCGAUUCAGUUGGAUUCAUGACAGGGAAGUACUACUCUAAAUGCACCAAGGGGAAGCAUCGUGAAUGUUCCUGGAAAACCAUUCUGAGAAAUGUUGAAUAGUUGAAGAUUCAGUAUGUCAUUUUUUUAAUUCUCUUUUUGCCUUUUUUUUGGUCUGUUAUAUGUCACUGUAAGGUGAAACAGUUGUUCUUGCAUGGUUCGCAAGUCACGCAAUUAGGGGCAACUGUAGUAUUAGAAAUGCUAUUUUUUGUUUCCCUUUUAUUUGUGGUAGUGAUGUCUGUUGAAGCAUAAGCAAAACGUUUUUCUAUGGCAAUUUUGAUGAUAAAGAAAUUUAGUUCUUCCGUGGUUGGAUA